AUGAUGGCGGACGCCGCGGACUCGCCGCCCUCGCAAGGGGCGUAUAAGGCACCGCAUGAUGAGGCGUUUAGCCGUCUUUUGAAGUUGAUUCCAGCGAAGUUUUACGUGCCAGCGGCACACGACGAAGUGAUCGACUCCAAGUACCAAAAGAACAAACGUACCAAGAGCCAGAAACAGAAGGAGGCAGAAGAACGAAAGUUAAUGACCAAAUCGUCAAAGCGAUCUAAGCUUGAUCCCGACAAUGCAAAGAGCAUUGAAGACGUGCAAGCGGAGCGACGUGCCGAUAUGGACCUCGAGUUCGAGAUGGACGACAAUGAGAGCAAUGAGGAAGAAGAAGAGGACAGUGUAGAUAUCGAAACGGAAGAUGCCGAUGAUGUACAUGAGGAGAAGGAAGAAGCAGAUCAGACGUCAACGACCCAACCAACGCGACGAGCGACCAUUGCCGAGCUACGAGAACGAUUGCAUAACAAGAUCCAAAUGCUGCAUAACAAGCGCCAUCCACAUGAUACAACAGCUAAGGAUGGGCCAAGUACCAAGGAAGAACUCUUGGAAGCGCGACGAAAACAGCGUGGCGAAAUGCGUGAUCGUCGUCGACGUGAGCGCAAGGAAGCAAGGAAAUUGGCCAAGGCAGGCGUUAAAGGCACAAGCACAGACAAACCUACUCUCGCUGCAGGCAAUGCUCGCUCUGCUGGCUUGCUGGUGCAUGAUGCUAACGGUAUGACCAUGACGCCUACCAAGUCGGACGACAACCUGGAUACGAACCUGUCCUUUAGCCAGGUCUCCUUUGAGACGAGCCAUGCGCCUGACCCAGCACGAAAGAAUAAGUAUGCAUUGCCCAAGGACCCUAAGGCGGCGCUAGCCUCCUUGGAAGCUCGCAAGCGAAAAGAGGAAGCGAGGAUUCAGAAGCAGAUUGAAGGUGGCCAAGAUGCGGCGCAAGCCCGGGAAGCUGCGCUCGAGUCGGAGCGGUGGGGCAAGGCCCUGGCGGCUGCCGAGGGCGUUCGCAUUCGCGAUAAUGUGCAUAUGCUCAAGCAGACGAUUAAGCGUCGUGAGAAGUCGAAAGAAAAGAGUACAAAGACAUGGAAUGACAGGCGACGUGCCGAGCAAGAGGCGCAAGCCGCUAAGCAGAAGAAGCGUAUGGAAAACUUGGCUGCCCGCCGUGAUGCCAAAAAGACAGGCGGCAAGCCCAAGAAGCCUGCAGGCAAGCCUGCCAACAAGGCACGCCCUGGAUUCGAAGGUAGUGCGCGUGGAUUUGGCGGUGAUCACCGCAAGGCCGGCGGCGCCUCGCGGCCUGCGAAGCGAUGA
Messenger RNA from Malassezia pachydermatis, 1302 nucleotides. RefSeq lists its product as hypothetical. Gene Ontology annotation, cellular component: nucleolus. NCBI's taxonomy places the organism in Eukaryota, Fungi, Basidiomycota, Malasseziomycetes, Malasseziales, Malasseziaceae. The record is from RefSeq and is a predicted model, not a curated record. The transcript is spliced from 4 exons. Gene Ontology annotation, biological process: ribosomal small subunit biogenesis; ribosomal large subunit biogenesis. Bases 1 to 1302 code for a protein of 433 amino acids. Gene Ontology annotation, molecular function: RNA binding; DNA binding.